Molecule: messenger RNA, 5246 nt
Organism: Sabethes cyaneus
Lineage: Eukaryota; Metazoa; Arthropoda; Insecta; Diptera; Culicidae
Gene: vlc
Exons: 8
Coding region: 1260-3698 (812 amino acids)
Biological process (GO): signaling
Cellular component (GO): glutamatergic synapse; postsynaptic specialization
Molecular function (GO): molecular adaptor activity
Source: RefSeq, a predicted model, not a curated record
GAUUGCCAUUCAUUUGGCACGCUUGCUCAGUAGUUUUUUUCUUAGCAAAUAUUAAAUCUUCAAUUUGUGUGCGAAAAGUUGUAGUUUUGAAUGUGAAACAUAUUUCUGAAUGUUGAGAAAAUCAAACUGUAAUCGCGAAUUCUUGCGAAUUGGGCUGUCUAAUUCGGUGAAGUGUGAAUACCAGAAGAAAAGAAAAAGGCAAUAAGUGUUUCGGUAUACGUGUGACGAUUGUGUUCUAGAUAAAAGGAAAAUUCCAGUGCGUUAUUUUUGUUUGAGGGAUCGCGAAGGUGCUGUUUUCGCAUAAUCCGGGUUUUCGGAGAAUACCUGCCGAUCUUGAUCAUUACCUGAGAGAUUUUCCACUCACGAUUCCGGCAGCUCGGCUGCAGUGCAGCAGCGUCAGGCAGCGUCGAGCUGUUCCGAUUUGCUACAUCGGUUUAGUCGCCGGUAUCCAUUCCCCGGAGAAAGAAGCAGUGUGAAGUGUUUUUUCCUGAGGCAGACGAAUAGCGAGUGAUUCCGAGAAUGUUCAAUUAUAGCUGCACUGGCGAUGUGACACGCAGUCAGCGGCAACGACAGCAACUACAGCAACGCCGGCAGCAUCGGCAAUAGGUAGACAUAGACUGUGCGUUUUAGCUGCACGCCGCAGCAGUGCUCAAACUCCAUCCGGUCCGGGUGGAAGACAUUCCGAAAUUCAAAUUAGAGUUCACCCGAAAAAAGAAGGAAUAUUUUCUCUUGAGCUAAGCUCUGAGACUCCCGUCUGGUGCAGUUGCUGUUGAUCUGCGCCACUUUGAAGGAGGCGGAAAAUCUUUGAAAGGAAAAUCCGUGGAGAACAAAGUUGGCGAGCUUUCAAAAUCAUUGCUGGUUUGUGAUUGCAGCAGCAAAGUGCUCGACUUGCAGCAACGGUGCAUAACUGGUUUUCGGAAAUUGGGAUACGAGUGCAUAAAUUCAUCAGUGGCUUGCGAGUAGUGUUGGGUAAUAACAUUGCCAGUAGUGUGUUGAACGUGAGUUGAAUUUUUCAUUUGCUAAUAGAGCAAUUUGUGUUUAUUAUUUGGCCGUCUGUGUCUAGCACGUAGUGAUUACAAACAAGGUUAUAAAUUUUAGUGCAACUUUUGGCACACGAUUUGGAAGUUGAUUCAGUGCAAACGUGAUAACAGUUGAAGCGAAAUUUGAGUUGUUUUCCUUGAAAAAGUUGAAUAAUAGGACUGGCGAAGCAGCAGUUCUCGCAGUAGUAUCGGCUUCUAUCCGGAGUCCUCCAGAGGAAUAUGGAUAGAAGCGUCGACUCUAUUGGUAGUUGUUCGCUCGACGUAGAUGCUGAUUCAACGGAUUUCUCCGACACCUCAGGGGAGUUAAACUUUCUCACGCCGAACUCGGCCAAAGACAUCCAGCGCGAAUUUACCGCUGGCAUCAAGGAGCGUUGUAAGAUUCCUGUUAUCAACUGUCAAGCCGUUACGACCGUACUGGAUCCAGUGACCGGGAACAUCAGUACCGUCCUCACGACGACGUCGCCACAAACGGAAACGGCCACGACGGCGGUGGCGAGUAAGAAGCCAAGCUACCUGAAUUUGGCCUGCUGCGUCAAUGGCUACUCGAACCUGACGACGUACGACUCGAAGCUGCGGCAGGAUAUUAACAAGUCGCGGGAGGUGUCACCAAGCCGGCCAAUCAUUGCCACCUUGCAUUACAAUCGCUCGGAUGGUGGGAAUUUUCAGUUAACCGCGCCCACGCUCAGUUACAUUAGUAUGAAUAAUAGCAUAAAUAAUAACAUCAGCAACGGAAGAAUCGGCGGAAUGGUCAACGGAACGGGACGUUACGGUGGGACUGGCGGGAUCUCCGGGGGCCAGGAUGUCACAGAUAAUGCGUCAAUGUUUAAUGGCAACGGAUUUGGCGGUGGCGGGCUGAGGACCAAAGUGAUUUCAUCGCAAUCCCAAAUUAGCAGUGCUAGAGAGAGCGAAAAGGUAGUGAAGAAGAGCUUCAUUCAGCAACGCGUCGAAAAGUUGUAUGGUAAUGCGGAAGGUGUAGUGAUAAAUAAGCAAAUCUACAAUGGCAACGAGAGGAAAUAUUUGAACAACAUUGCGAAUGAGAAUGUGAGCAAAAACUACUGCAAUGCGAUUCACAUGAACGGCAACGGAAAUGUGGCUACGAAUGGCGGUGGUGUGAGUGUAUUGAAUGGUGGUUCGACCGGUGUGGGAGGAGUGGGUACGAAGGAAAAUCUUGACGAAAACAAUAAGGAAAUCGACGAUGAUCCAGACAUGGAAGCGCUACCCGUGUUGCGGCAUCUGCGGCCCGAGUUUCGAGCGCAGUUGCAAAUUUUCUCGCCCAAGAAAGUUCCCAAAUCGUCGCCGAACCGAAGCGUCACCAGCAGUAGCAAUGGCGAUGGCCGCAGCCUUAAUUCCAUCGGUUAUCACACCGUUCCCAGUGAUGAGCUAAGUCAUCACCAGUCGCAUUCGGCGUUGCACUCGAAUAAGGGCAAAGUCACAUCGAACGGUACGGUGGCGACCAGCGCCACCACUUUGUCAUCGUGUUCAGUUUCGACGACGCGCACGGCCAAUGGACGCCCUCAUUAUCAUCCGCCGGCGGCACGAUCCGAGUCCGAGCUUUUAUCAGUGGCUACUUCGGCUUUGGUGACGUCCAAGCCGUGCGACGGAGAAGCUUCAAACCCGAUCCAUCGGGAAUCUUGCUCACCAUCAGUUGCACCAUCGGCAAAGUUGAUGUCGCCGGCAGUGACAGAUCAGACACCGACUGUUGAUGAUCUUACUUCCGAUAAGGGAUCGAAACUAGUGACAGAUAAUAUGAAGCUGAACCAUUCUUCUGCGGACAUCAUGGCGUUCAACGGCGAUGGAAGUGAUAAUGAAGCGAUAUUGCGGAACGGAACUAGUGAAAAGAAUGGCCAUCACUGCAAGCAUUUAGAAGAUGAGAAGGAAAAUGUGAAUGGCAGCGACGUGGUGACGGCAGUGGAAAUUGCGCCGACCAAGACUCAGUUGAAGGACGGAAACUAUUUCCUGCAGGUGUUGAAGAACGAACAAAAUCGGCUUCUCACAAUGGCAUCGGAACUUGAGAGGGAAGCCGAAGCUUUGAAGGUUGAUGGCGUAGAUAUUAGCGAAGAAAUUGCUGGUUACGUGUUGGUGGCUGCCGGAAAGGCGCGGCUUCUUUGUACACAGAAAAUGAAACAGUUUGAAGGUUUAUGUUACAACAAUUUAAAUCAAUCGCCGGACGAAAAGUUCCAAACGACAAAUGAAGAUCUGCGUGGUUUCUGGGACAUGUUGCUGCUGCAAGUUGACAAUGUGGACGCCUCUUUCCGGGAGAUCGAUUCGUUCCGGGAAAAUGGAUGGAAGAAACCGUUACCUAAAAGUCCAGUUCCGCAGGCUCGUAGUACAAAACUCGUAAAGCGACCUUUUAAAACCCCCGCCACUGCAGUAUCGAACGGUUCGGUGGAUAAUCACACGAAUGGCUCUAGUAAAGACAGCAGUACAAAGUCGGCGGCAUCGGAAGCGAAGAAGGCAGCCGCGGCUAAGCGGGAAGCCCAGCGAAAACAGCUGAUGGAGAUGAAACGGAAGCAGAAAUUGGCCAGCAGUCAGCAAAAUGUUGAGAUAUUCGUCCCCGGAGCGGCCAAUAAUGGCAGUACUAACUCCUCCACCACCCCCAGUGUUGUUGUGAAUGUAUCCGAUGCGACGAAUGGUGUCGCUGUAGUGGAUGCGAGCUGAUUCCGCUGCGCUUAGCUACACAACAUCAUCUAGGCUAGGUGAUCGGUAUCGCACAACUGCGGUCGAUUGCCCGGAAGUUACGUAAAUGUGGAAAAAAUGUUUCUGCCGUUCUUUUUGUAUUUUUAAACUGAACGCUAACUUCUAGAUAAUUGUAUUUGACUGAUUUAUUGUGGACGACCCUGAAACCUACGUUACAAGUGUGGAUUUAAUCUUGACAAAACCGGACUCGACAAGGAGUAUGCAAGGGCAAGUGGGAGUAUAAAUUAUAAUCAACCGUAACUAAAAUACAUCCAUUGUGAUUUUAUGAGAAAUGACAAUUUUUUAUAUGUUGAGUAUACUUAUUAUUAGUUCUUAGAAAUCCGAAUAAAAAACGUAAGAAGGUAAAUUAUUUAUUUAGUUGUAAGAGUCACAUGCUAAACAAGCAACUUUUUAUAGUGUGGAGAUUUUGCAUUGCAUCAGCAAAGCAUGCAAAACUAUACCAAUUACAUUGUUUGAGUUGAUUGAAAUGCCAGUGCUGUACGCAAUAGGAACAGUUUGGUACAUCCUCCGGUUUCUGAAAAUUGCAAACGAUAAAGGAGAUGAAUUUACUCUUUUAUAGGUUUAGUUUUUAUGAAAAAGUAAUAUCUAUUACAGUCUCAUCUGGACUAGAUGAUAAUUUUUUAGCGAAGCGCUACAAAAAUUCAGAAAAUUUAUUUCGGCUACUACAAUUGACGUAUUAAAACUAACCCUUUGAAAUAAUCAAUUUGUUUACGUUUUAUAUCAUUUUAAUUUUGAUGCUUUCUAUAAUCGUUAAUUUUACUACAUACUCGCGCUCUGGUUAGAUUUCCGUUUGUAACUUCUGCAUUAACCGAUCCCAUAUACCGUCGCCAAUGCUUUUCCAACUUCGACUCGACAUUUACGAUAGUAAGUUAAUUAUGUACAAAAACUCAUCACCAUCAGUGUUGUCGACUUUCCAACAUUCCACUCUCCUUCUGACAGCUUUUUCACGUGUCAUCUAAUGAUAGAUUUUUUUUAUUUGACAUUACAUCAAUAUGAGUGCCUUUUGAUCAUCGAUCACGAACAUUAGUACAAAAAAACAAGUAAACUGUUUUAGUUUUUCACCAACAUUUUCGAUUACUCGUUAUCAAAAUUGUGUAAUUUGUCGAGUUGAAACCCGUGCUAUCUGUAUCUAUUUCUAUAUCUAGUAUUUUUGUAUCUAGUAAAAUUUGCUCAUACUUUCAAAUGAUAGAAUUAUGACUAUAUGAACUACGUAAUAACUAGCUAUUGAGCCACUUGUAGACACAGACGCACGCCUGCUUUAAAAAAGUAUGCAAGCAAAACAACAAGAUUCGAGUUCAAUCACGACGACGAAUAAAGUAGUCAAAUAUAUUCAUAGUGUUCUGAUUUAUACUGUAACCUGCAAACGAUCUAUUCAACUAUCGAAUCACGCAAAUUAACAUAUACAGAAGAUAAAGAAUGAAUCUGAUUAUCCGUUCCCAGCCGGGAAAUGGAGUGGUAUGCAAUGAUGCAUGAAUAAAGUGAAAAUGAUGUAUUGUGAAUACACGAAUG